Molecule: messenger RNA, 3187 nt
Organism: Diorhabda carinulata
Lineage: Eukaryota; Metazoa; Arthropoda; Insecta; Coleoptera; Chrysomelidae
Gene: phr6-4
Product: cryptochrome-1
Exons: 8
Coding region: 291-1874 (527 amino acids)
Biological process (GO): circadian regulation of gene expression; entrainment of circadian clock by photoperiod; negative regulation of DNA-templated transcription
Cellular component (GO): cytoplasm; nucleus
Molecular function (GO): FAD binding; DNA binding
Source: RefSeq, a predicted model, not a curated record
CAUGCCUCGUAAUAAAUGCUGGGAGCUCAAAUUGAACACACUGAGUGCAACGUGACUUUAUAAAUCACAUGAUCAAGAAAACCAAUCGUAAAUGUUUCGGGGGAAAGUCACGUUGCAAAUGCCGUAGAAGAUUGAAGAAUUUACAUCACAUUAAAAUUCGCCAAGACAGUUGAAACGGAGCGCAAAAUUUUGAAUUGUAAUAGUGCUAAAAGUUCAUUUUUUAAAUUAGUGGUGAUACACUGGUACAACAGCAUUACCUUCCAAAAAUUAUGUAUUUUGAUGUCAAGUAGAUGAGCGGAAGUGCGUGUCACACAUCCAUUGGAGAUGAGAAACACACAGUACAUUGGUUCCGUAAAGGUCUGAGGUUGCACGACAACCCAUCUUUAAAAGAAGGUAUCAAAGGGGCCAAGACGAUUCGUUGUGUUUUCGUCUUAGACCCUUGGUUUGCUGGUUCUUCUAGCGUUGGAAUCAACAAAUGGAGAUUUCUGCUGCAAUGUUUGGAAGAUUUAGAUCGUAACUUGAGAAAAUUUAAUUCGAGGUUAUUCGUUAUCCGUGGUCAGCCUGCAGACGCGCUGCCGAAACUUUUCAAAGAAUGGGGGACGACAGUUCUCACUUUCGAAGAAGACCCAGAACCAUUUGGAAGAGUCAGAGAUCAUAACAUAACAGCACUAUGUAAUGAACUAGGAAUAACGGUUAUACAACGUGUAUCUCACACACUCUACCAUCUCGAAGAUAUAAUAGAGAGAAAUGGAGGAAAGGCGCCAUUAACAUACAAUCAAUUUUUAGCUAUAAUAGCUACGAUGGGCCCUCCGCCGAAACCUGAAUUACCUGUUUAUGGUUGGCACAACGGGGCGUAUACACCUUUGAGUGAUGAUCAUGAUGAUAAAUAUGGUGUUCCAACUUUAGAAGAAUUGGGAUUUGACACGGAAGGUUCAAAUCCACCAACGUGGCUUGGUGGUGAAAGUGAGUCUUUGGCACGGUUAGAACGGCACUUGGAAAGAAAAGCAUGGGUUGCCUCCUUUGGGCGGCCAAAAAUGACACCUCAAUCAUUAUUACCUUCGCAAACAGGACUAUCACCUUACUUAAGAUUCGGCUGUUUAUCCACCAGACUGUUCUAUUACCAACUAACUGAUUUGUACAAGAAAAUUAAAAAGGCAUUUCCGCCUUUGUCGUUGCACGGUCAAUUGUUAUGGCGAGAGUUCUUUUAUUGUGCUGCUACCAAAAAUUCGAACUUCGAUAAGAUGUUAGGAAAUCCCAUAUGCGUACAAAUACCUUGGGAUAAAAAUGCUGCAGCAUUAGCAAAGUGGGCAAACGGUCAGACAGGAUUUCCCUGGAUAGAUGCCAUCAUGACACAACUGAGACAAGAAGGAUGGAUCCACCAUAUAGCAAGACACGCUGUAGCUUGUUUCCUAACGCGAGGAGAUCUUUGGAUAUCGUGGGAAGAGGGAAUGAAGGUAUUUGAGGAACUCUUAUUGGAUGCCGAUUGGUCUGUGAAUGCCGGUACUUGGAUGUGGUUAUCAUGUUCCAGUUUCUUUCAACAGUUUUUUCACUGUUAUUGCCCAGUUAAGUUCGGGAGAAAAGCCGACCCUAAUGGAGAUUAUAUAAGAAAAUAUCUUCCAAUAUUGAAGAAUAUGCCAGUUCAGUAUAUUCAUGAGCCUUGGCUGGCUCCUGAAAAAAUACAACAGUCAGCGAAGUGCAUCAUAGGAAAAGAUUAUCCUCUUCCUAUGGUCAAUCAUACUGUAGCUUGUAGAAUUAACAUCCAGAGGAUGAAGCAAGUAUACCAACAGCUGAAAAAUUACCAAAUAAUUGAGAAUGCAAAAUGUGAAAGAAAAGAACAAGAUGGAAAUGCAACAGUUGUAAUGUCUGAUUAUUAGAUAGGAAAAAUAGUAAAGGAUAAAAUUAUUUUCGAUGUAAAAUAUCAUACGUACCUUAACCUUGCGGACCAAUUUUUUCAAAAAUGACUUUUGAUUAGCUUAAUAAUUGUUUUUGUCGCUUUUUUGCCAUUAGUUAUUUAAAAAGAAACCUAUGAUCUGUUAUCUUAACAUAUAAGUUGGCGGGCCACCACAUGAAAAACCGCUUCCCUACGUACGGCAAUUAUAUUUGAACACAUCAAUAAUUGCCGCUUAAUUUGCCGUUCAAGAAAUCAUCGUUGAUUUAUCCGGAGCACAUUGGGGUUGGGCGCAAAGUUGGGAAAUAGCAAUUUUCCAUAUAACUUAGCGGGCCACACCCUGAAAAACUGCCUCUCUAUGUAUCCGAAUUUCACUUUAGAAAAGGCAGCUAAAAACGGCAAUUAUUAAGCCAAUCAAAAGUAAUUUUUGAAAUAAUUGGUCCGAUAUGUUAACGUACGUGUACCACGAGGGUAUAUGGAAAAUAGCCAUUUUCCGACUUUGCUCCCGAUCCCAAUGUGCUCCGGAUGAAUCAACGAUGAUUUCUUGAACGGCAAAUUAAGCGACAAUUAUUGAUAUGUUCAAAUAUAAUUGCCGUACGUUGGGAAGCGGUUUUUCAGGCAGUGGCUCGCUAACUUAUGUGUUAAGAUAGCGGAUCAUAGGUUUUUGUUUAAAUAACUAAAUGCAAAUUCUUGGAGUUUCACUGCAAAAAAACGGCAAUUAUUAAGUUAAUCAAGUCAUUUUUGAAAAAAUUGGUCCGGUAAGUUAACGUACGUAAAUAUCAUGGACGUAUAUAUAAUUAUAUCAAAAAAAUUUGUUUUAUUCUUAGAAUUACUGAAUAUUUGGUGUUAAAUUAAUUUUAAUUUUACAAGGUCUAUUAUUUGUGUGUAUAGUAUGUACUAACGAUGUAUUUCAUGAUACGAGUACUGUUUUAUAGCUUUUUAUAAUGUACUGUUUUUUACUGCCUAGCUGGAGGACUAAUCUCUGCUUCACAAUUACUUAUUUAUCCUGCAUUUAAAUCACUAUUAAUAUGAGAUUUUAACAACCUUAUAAUUGUUUUGCAAUUCAACUUUCAUUUCAUUUAAUACUCUUAUUUAUUCUUUUUAAUCCAACAUGUUACUGCAAUCCGCUUUUAAGUCUCCUCUGGCUAUACACUUAAUAGAUUCAAACAAAAUUAAUAUGAAUACAUAAAAAAGUUACAUAUAAGUUGAAUGAAAACAAAAAAAUGUUUGCAUAUUUUUAUUUUUGUACCAACAGUUAUAACAUAUUUCGUUUAUUUUGAAAUAAAUAUCUCUUCUGUA